This is a messenger RNA of Mesorhabditis spiculigera, 270 nucleotides long. The record is from the annotation of a GenBank genome assembly. Lineage: Eukaryota; Metazoa; Nematoda; Chromadorea; Rhabditida; Rhabditidae.
AUGAAUAACCAAGUCAUCUACCCAUUCACCACAUUACGCCCGAGCAUCGAUCGAAUCAAAUUUCAAGUGGAACGGCUGGCUGCAAGUAUUCAUGAUAUUGAACUAAAUGGUGAAGCGGCCGGGCAGCAAAUUGCCGAUCGCGGUGAACAAACGUGGAAUAAUAUCAAGGAUCAUUUUACAAAGGAAAAUCAAACGAUUGAUAAUGUCGACAAGCUGGUGGACGUCGUCAACGCGAAAUUCUCGGACUGGCCGGUGGAUGCCCUAUUUGCG